This is a messenger RNA of Scheffersomyces amazonensis, 1127 nucleotides long. RefSeq names its product Nuo1p (gene NUO1). Lineage: Eukaryota; Fungi; Ascomycota; Pichiomycetes; Serinales; Debaryomycetaceae. The transcript has a single exon. The coding region runs from base 65 to 682 and encodes 205 amino acids. The record is from RefSeq and is a predicted model, not a curated record.
GUUAAUGAAGAAACGAAAGAUUUUAAACUGAGAGAUAACUGAUAUUAAUUGAAUUAUACCAAGUAUGUCAUAUACGGAUAGUACAUUACCGGUGAGAUCCGAUCCACCACAAGGAGAUUAUGAAUUAAUUGAUGUGGAUCCUCAUUUUAAAAGAGUUGUUGGAUACUUUAGAGGUUCUGAUUAUGCAGCUUGGGGUGCAGCUACUGUUGGUAUGCCAUUAGCUUUACAAGCUUGGGAAAGAUUAGAACCUGCUGCAGGAUCUCUUAAAGCUCCAGGUAAAGUUCCAGCUGGAGCCUUAAGAACUGCUACUUUAUUAGGAUUUUUAGGGGGAUUUUAUUUAGCUUAUUCAAGAUCAUCACAAAGAUUCCUUGGAUGGUCAGAAAAUGCUAGAGAAGUUAAAAAGGAUAGAUAUGAAAUAAAAAAAUUAUUAUCACAAGGAAAAUUACCAUAUCAUGAAAAUGAAUCUGUAUUAGAUGAUAGAUUAAAGGAUGUUGCUAAUAGAAAUUCUCAAUAUUCUUUUACACUUUUAGCUAUUUUUCCAUGGUUUAAUAUUGCUCAUCAUCCAUAUCAUGGAGUUAGCAUUCAAAAAUAUUAUGUUAAUAGACCAGGUGAAGAAGAAUGGGGAUUCAAUUUAAAACCAUAUGAAGAAAUUAAAGCUAAAUAUGCUAAGAAAAUUGAAUAAUCAAAACUAAUGAAAAGUCCAAUUGACACAAUUCCAUGUAAUAUAAAUUAACGAAGGUACGACGGUUAUUAUAUUUACCAGGUAUUCUUUUUAAUAUGAAUAUGAAUAUGAAUAAUAUGAUGACCCUUGCAUUUUCCCAUAGACAAACAAACAAUAUCAAUAACAACCAUUCAUUUACAUUUCCAUUUACAUUUUCCUUCUAUUUCAUAUUAGAGUUAGAAUAUGCUAUUAUGCCUAAGCUAUUACAGACUCAAUAUUUAUUCUCUAAAUACUAUUUACGUAAGGUUUCAUAUACUUAUUAUAAUAAAAUCCAUUGCAUCGUUUUAUUUCUUUAAUUUAUUGUAGACCCACACCGCAAUACAUUUGGAACUUGGUUUGUUUACAAACACCAAAAAAUUUAAACCCCAAACCAAAACAAAAAUACUAUCCACAAUAAACAUACUAA